ACAUGAUCGUACAUGUAGUGAAGAAAGAUUUCCAGAUUGGAGUCAGAGGCAAAUGGGUCAUCAGGUUUGCUAAUGACUGCUGCUAGCAGUAGUUGCUUGUUAGCAACUCCUCACUACGAGUACGAGGAAGAGUAGAUCUUUACUUUGUUGUGGUUGUACUCACUGCACUGCGACCAGAGCCUUCAUAGAUCUGCUGUACAACCCGGUGGCACUUCACGACGGCUUGAGUCUGUACUUCUGUCCGAUUUCGCUGUGAGCCUGGAAUGAAGACGUUCCGAGCGAGGCUAAAAAUGCUCAUUUGGACGAGUUGCCCGCUCUUUUAUAUCACGCCGCAGCCCCGAGCAAACUGCUUACAAGUAACUUAGUUGCAGCCUAGACUCAAUUAUUAUUUCCCCCUGUCACGAGGGACAGCGCAGCCAGGCUGUUGGUUGUCUGGCGGGAGAGUUGAUACCGCUACCCAGUCGAGUCGGGAGUGGUUCGUGCCGACAAAGUAAGGCCAAACUGAAGGCGAUCAACAAUGCAGUUUCGCCUUGAAAAGAGACUGACUUGAGACCUGAGCCGUCGGCCAUCCCUCUCUCGAAUAAUUCAAUCUCUAAAGGAUCUGUCUGCGACUUACCGAGGGAGUUUACGUAUACAUUAUUAUGAGAGUUCAUUUUAUGUGCACCUAGUUUCACCGUUAUCAAUCUCUCAUUCGUAACUAGUGCCGCGGGCUUCGCUGCGGGUCCUUGCGAAAGUGAGCAAGAAGAGCUUGCAGCUGAGUAGGUGUGAGAGGUGGUGCAGAGUGACCAAGCGCUAGGAACUGUGGGCCGCUGAACCUUGGCCAGGUACGACGUCAGCAACGGCGCUGCACUGGUGAACUAAGAGCAACACGUGUGCACAAGAGAAUUACAAUGUUUGGGAUCAGUGGUAGCGCUGCUUCUCCUCCGCGAUUGUUUGUGCUCGGCGUGUUUGUGAUGGUGGCGAUCAGCAUGCCCAGUGCUGCUAUGAGCACUGCGACGUGCCCUCAGUGUAAUGAUACACACAGCUGUGCCAGGCCAGAUCUUGCGUAUGUGGAAUGUCCAGUCAGCACCCAUCAGUGUGUUGCUUCAUUCAAGGGAUGCCAUGGCAGCGUGCGAAUGCUGGAAGCGUAUUGUGAACCCAAAGCUGCGCAGGUAUUGUGUUCCGUAGCCAGUGAUCAGGUCUGCUGCAGUGAUCCUGAGAACACACAAUGUCGUGCCAGGUUGAUGGCGUUCCUGAAGGACAACAGGUCGUGUGACGUAGUUACAGAGCCACCACAACGUACAUCACCAUUAUCAUCAUCAACAAACCUACACAAAGGAAGUGACGGAAUGCCGACGGAAAUAGUUGUUGUCGUGUCCGUCUUAGCCUCUCUGGUCUUCAUCGGACUUAUGCUUCUUAUUGGGUAUGUAGCUGUACGCAAGCAGAGACAAGCCAAGGGCAAUGGCAAGAUUUUCGUCUCUCCCAGCAGAUUCCCAAUAGAUAUUGUCACAUCAGAAGCAAUCAGCGAUGACUCUGGUUGCGAUAUGGGCGAGUCAAGCGGGAGAGGGAUACUGCAGCUGGAGGAGAGGACCAUCUCGCGUGAAAUUGACCUGCUCGACCAAAUUGGCACUGGGCGGUUUGGUGAAGUGUACCGGGGCCGAUGGAGAGAAGACCAAGUUGCCGUCAAGAUCUUCAAGACCAUUGAGGAGGCAUCGUUCUUCCGAGAAGUCGAGCUCUUCAACACGUGCAUGCUGCGUCACGAGAACAUCCUCGGCUUCCGUGCGGCCGACAAUCGCGACUUCAACAUGGAGACUCAACUGUGGAUGGUACUGGACUACCAUUGCAAUGGCUCCCUGUAUGAUUACCUCCGUCGGCACAGCACGCAAAACCCAUCACCAAACCGUAAAUGCCUGGGCCUGGAUGACCUUCACAAGAUGGCGCUGUCCAUCGCAGCUGGCGUGAUGCACCUCCACAACCAUAUCGAUGGCCAGUCGUUUGGCAACAAGCCGGGCAUAGCGCAUCGAGAUCUGAAGAGCAAGAACAUCCUGGUAAAGCAGGACGGUACAUGCUGUAUAGCUGACCUGGGCAUGGCUGUACGUCACAACCCCAGUCAGAAUGCUAUUCACUUCUUGGACAAGGACAACUUGAAGGUGGGCACCAAGCGCUACAUGGCACCGGAGAUCCUGGACGGCUCCAUCAAUCCUCACGUGUUCGAGUCGUUCCGCAUGGUAGACAUCUAUGCGCUGGCGCUGGUCCUCUGGGAAAUUGCAACUGUGUGCUGCCCGUCUUCCGAUGAGCUUCCAACCUACAAGUUCCCGUUUGAGGAGUCGGUCCCUGGUGAUCCGUCCGUGGAGGAUAUGUACGGAGCUGUGUGCGUCAGGAAACUUAGACCCAGCCUUCCGGACCAUUGGCUUGAAAAUAAGAAACUGGCCGUCCUUGUACGUAUCAUUCGCACAUCGUGGAAAGAGGAGCCGCAGAGUCGCUUUGCCGUUCACCGUAUCUGGCGCAAUCUGCAGUCAGACGUGGCUGCUGCCACUUCUACGGACAAUGCCCUUAUAUCUCCGGUCUAGCCCUCCCUCUCUCUCUCUCUCUCUCUCUCUCUCUCUCACACACACACACACUCACAUACACACACGGCUCACUCGGCCUUGUCCCUGGCCGCCCACAUGCUUGUUAUUGCGCAGCUUGAUGUGUGCGGCUGGCUCACUUGAUAUGAUCACUUUCAUACGUUUAGCUUCGAACAGUUUGAUGUGACUAGAUUGUGUUAUGAUCUGGUGACAAUCUCGAUUUCUUUCAACUUCUCAAUUUCGCCAAUGACUUGAUUUGAGUACCGUAUGAUUUGAGCUGAUUACCCAGGUGCCCUACCUGAGGUUUUCCUUGAGCGCUUCACACUACGAUUUGAAUACCAGCACUGUGCCAAUUUUUCCGAGUGCUCGUAUGCUAUUUGUAUUCUGUUUGAACUCCAGGGUAGGUUCAGUAGCCAUUCUUUAGCCAUCGUCCUGCUGCUGCGCAAUGCUUUUGUCAGAAUGUAAUUGAUAAUGGAGAACUAAAAUGAUGCGUUGGACCUUUCAACGUAACCUA
Molecule: messenger RNA, 3060 nt
Organism: Sycon ciliatum
Lineage: Eukaryota; Metazoa; Porifera; Calcarea; Leucosolenida; Sycettidae
Product: TGF-beta receptor type-1-like
Exons: 5
Coding region: 891-2549 (552 amino acids)
Biological process (GO): protein phosphorylation; activin receptor signaling pathway; cellular response to growth factor stimulus
Cellular component (GO): activin receptor complex; plasma membrane
Molecular function (GO): activin receptor activity, type I; activin binding; ATP binding
Source: RefSeq, a predicted model, not a curated record